Molecule: messenger RNA, 420 nt
Organism: Rotaria sp. Silwood2
Lineage: Eukaryota; Metazoa; Rotifera; Eurotatoria; Philodinida; Philodinidae
Source: the annotation of a GenBank genome assembly
AUGAUACAACUGAUGUUAAAGGACAAGAUUUUAAACCUUUACAUACAAAUACAAGACGAAUUUUUAAAUGAAUUUAUUUGUUAUAAUGAAAAACAACAACGUAAACGUGAUGUUGAUAUAACAUUUUUAUCAUCAGAUCUUAAAAUAGUUCAAAAACAAUUACAAAAAGCUUCAGCUUUGUAUUAUAUUGCCUACACUGAAGAAAAUGAAGAUAAUCAUGAUUAUUUAAUCAAAUCAAAAUCAUUUACUUGGAUAAUGUGGAAUUUUUUAUGCAAAAUACGCUUAUGUAAACAAUGUAUUCAUCAUUUAUCAUCAUCAACAAUAUUUAAAUCAUGUAAAUCUUAUUAUACAAUAAUGGCAAACGUUAAAUCGCGUCAUGUUUCAAAUUAUGAAACAGCAAAAACAAAUUUAUAUACAUAA